GAGCCACCCCCGAACACUCUUAAUUGUAUACUCGUAUGUACACACACACUCAACUCUCUGCUCUUUAAACCAUCCAGAAAGGCAGAACCCCAAUUCCCCAUUCCUUGUGAUAAACCCUAAAGCAAUCCAUGGCAGACCCAAAUGCCUACUUCAAAAAGGGCGCCCUCGUCGAGAUCAGCAGCGACGAGCCCGACUUCCGCGGCGCCUGGUUCCUCGGCACCGUCAUAAGCCGCUCAAGAGCCAAGCAAAAGAACCAGGUCUUUGUCCAAUACCACACCCUCAUGAGUGAUCAUGACGAGACCAAGUUCCUCCGAGAGAAGGUUGAUGUGAUCCAGUUAAGGCCUCCGGCGCCACGCGAAAUGGGCCGGGCUUUUAGUCUGGGAGAGGAGGUUGAUGCUUAUCAUCUUGAUGGCUGGUGGGAAGGGGUGAUUACGAGAAUUAGUGGUCAAGAUUCUGCUGGGGGUGCCAGAUAUUCUGUGUAUUUUAGGGGGACUAGGGAGGAGCUGGAUUUUGGGGCUGAUGAGUUGAGGCUUCAUAGGGAGUGGGUUAGGGGAGAAUGGGUUCCUCCUUUCGAGUUCAUGUCAAAUACAAAUGUAGAAGAACCUUCUAAAAACGCAGUAGAGAAGCUUGGUGAAGAAACAUUUGCUGAAGUUGCUAACAGCAUUACGAAUGUAGAAGAACCUUGCAUAGAUAUUGUAGAGAACUUUGGAAAAGGAACACUGGGUGGUGUUGCUAGUGACAAUGCAAAUGAAGAAUCUUGCAUAGGUAUUGGGGAGAAGUUUAGGAAAGGGGCAUUUGUUGAAAUUACUAGCGAUGAGGAUGGUUUUCAAGGUGCUUGGUUUGCUGCGACUAUGCUUGAGAAAUUAAGUAGUGAUGAAUACAUGGUUGAGUAUCAGAGUUUAACAAAUGAUGACGGAACAGAACUUUUAAAAGAAAAGGCCAACAUUAAGCACAUACGACCAUUUCCACCUGAGACUGCAGUGGCAGACUAUUACAGUCUGCUGCAGGAAGUUGAUGCUCUGUACAAUGAUGGUUGGUGGGUGGGUGUAAUUUCCAAAGUACUUCAAGGUAAAAAAUACUUAAUCUACUUCAGGGGAACCAACGAGGAAAUGGAAUUUAAUCAUUCUGAUUUGAGGCCACAUCAGGAUUGGAUUGACGGAAAAUGGGUCAUGGCACCAAAGGUGGCGAGGUUAUAAUUUACAAUGAAGAUGCAACUGGUGAUGUAAUAUGCAACAUGUAGCCGCGGAACAAUUUUCAGUGCUUGUAUAUUCCGCAAGCUCAUGGUUAGAAACUGCAUGCACAAUGUUCUCAUCUUCCCAAAGUAAUGGCAUUAGUCUAUGAUGUAUGCUAUGUUGUUGGUAGUAAACCAUGAUGUAAGCUGAUUAUAGACAUGGUAACUAUGCACUGACCAAGAUGAGAGAACAAGUCACUUUUGAAUUCACCAACCCCCCUCCACCUCUUUUCUUACAUGCACUUGAAAUGUUCAACUCAUUGCGUGAGUUAUCAUUUUUAUCAUUAUAAUUUUAUAAAUAUUUUAGAGUUUGAUAGUUCCUUACAA
Daucus carota subsp. sativus is the source of this 1558-nucleotide messenger RNA. Its product is annotated as protein AGENET DOMAIN (AGD)-CONTAINING P1. The record is from RefSeq and is a predicted model, not a curated record. The coding region runs from base 129 to 1196 and encodes 355 amino acids. NCBI's taxonomy places the organism in Eukaryota, Viridiplantae, Streptophyta, Magnoliopsida, Apiales, Apiaceae. The transcript has 3 exons.